GCAAAAUAAUUCCUGAGAAGGUCUAAAAUGGCUGCUCUGUUAGAAGGGCAACAAUAUGGCCUAUCCGCUCAGGACAAAAUAAAUAGUAAUAAAUCAUUAGUUUUUGUGAAAUUAACUGAUUCGGCAUUGAGAUCAAUAGAGGAAUAUGUGAAAAAUAAGGGGGAUACUAUUUCUAGGCCUACAAUACAAUUUCAAAAUAGCAAUGGGGUGAUACGACUACCCCAGAAUGGUAACUGUCAGACUUAUAGUUUCACUCUUUCAAAUGUUGAAGCCGAUGGACCACAUGGUAGCUUCGAAUGUCUUCGACAGACUGGACACAGGUCUUUAGAGUCAUUAGGGUGUUUGGAUAUGAAAAUGCAUAUCCAUGCUAAUGAAGACAGUUAUGAAAACACAAGAGUGAAAAUGGCAGCUGCUGAACAAGAACACAAAAAGUCUUGCACAAAAGAAAUCAAACCAGCUGGUGCUCAUCUUGGACGGAAAGUUAAAGUAAAGCGACCUGGUUUGGUUUUGUCUUCUGUGAAACCUAAUAGUCCUCCUACAUCUUCAUUAGCCAUAACUAAAAAUCCUGUUAAAGUUGUAAAUAAUGGAUCUGCAGGGAUUUCAAAUAUUUCUCUACCUAAAAAGCCUGACCCUCAAAAAUUUGCCAGAGUAGCCUCAAAAAAUAAAUUUGCCAAUAGUCCUGAGCUUCUGCGACAACCAAUUAGAGAUAGAAUUAUUCACAUAUUAGCUGUUCGUCCCUACAAAAAGCCAGAACUUUUAGUCAGACUUAUGAAUGAGGGAAUUCGGGAGAAAGACCGAAAAGGAAUCGCUGCUGUUAUUUCACAAGUUGGUGUGUUGAAAGGAAAUAUAUAUAAUCUUGCCAAUUAUAUGUGGAAUGAAGUUCAAGAUAAUUGGAAAUUCUGCACUCAAGAGGAAUUAGAUAUUAUUCGAAAGAGGAAGCAACAAAUUCUGAAUGCUAAUAAUGAAAAUGAUGUUCCAUCACCAAAUAAUCAACUUUCCAAUUCACCUACACAGAAACGUCCUGCUUAUGAAAUGACGGGCUCCAAUCAAGAACCUCGUAGUAAAAAGCAAAGGAUUUCCCAUUACAGUCGGCCAGAAGCAGCUUCUCAUAGUGUCAAAACUGAACCCUUAGAGUAUAAUACUAAUGAAAAGUUUCAUUCAACUGUAGCCAUAAAUAGGAAAAGCCAGUGCUCACCCGUAACAAUGCAAUCGAGUUUGAAUGGGUGUUCUCCAGAAAAUGAUUCAGCUCAAAAAUCUCCGGUUGACAUUGCCAGUGACAGUUAUCCAAAUUUAAGUCAAAAAAGUGCUACUAUAAAUUAUACUGAUGACAUGGUGUCAUCCUCUAGUCUGAACCAGAGGAGUUGUACAAGAGAGGACAGUGAAAAAAAUAUUCGUAGCCAUGCAUCUGGUCUAAGUCAGAGGGGAGGCCCCUCCAUGGACACAGAAAAGUCUUUCCGAAAGGAGCAGUUGGCAGCCAAGAAUUCUAGGUUUGAAAUGGACGAUUCGAGCCGACAACGCCCUUCGAGCUUUUAUCCGAAAGGUUAUGUAAAUAAUGGGGAGAAAUCCCAAAACCACCCACAGCUAAGUCAUUCAAGGUCACUAAACCUAAUUUGUAAUCCUACAGCUCAGGUAUCUCCAGAUUCAAAUGGCCACUACCAGGGCAAGGAACUAAAAAAUGAUCCAUGCCCAAAAACUGUUAGUAAUGGGUAUGUUAAUAAUAGUAUUAAAACUAAUUGUAAUAGCCAAUCUUCCUACAUCAAUAGAUCAAAAGUGACUUCCACAACAAAUGGAUCUUGCAGCAACUCCCCUCAUUCAAGUUCUGAUAGUAGGGACAGUAUGGAUUGCAACAGUUCUGAACUUCAAGUUCCACCUCCAACUACCGAGUCUCCUCCUCAGUUCGAUUGUCCAGAUUAUAUGAAAGAAUAUGGUACAAUUGAAUCAAGGGAACAAAGAGCUCGCUAUAAAGCAGAUUUUAAUGCACAGUAUGAAGAAUAUUUGCAUCUGCAUUCAAAAAUUAAGGGUAUUUCAAGAAAAUUUGCACAUUUAGAGCAUAAUUUGCAUACAUGUGAAGAAGGUUCUGAAGACUUUAAGAGGAUUAAAAGCAGGAUAUAUAAAGAAUAUAGAGCUUAUCAACAGGAUCCCAACUACAUUGAUGCUCUGAAAAAAUUUAACUUUUUGCAUUGCAAAUUAUCACAUAUCAAAAGGUUAGUUAUGGAUUAUGACAAUAGUCAAUGUGUAAAGUCCUAGCACUUGUUGCUAAGUAUAUUUUUUUAGAAACCUAUUACCCUGGAUAUGUAAGGAAAAUGGACUAUCUCUGAAACAAUUUUCGUAUGUGUCUGGAAACUUAAGAACGGUUUCUUCUUCUGUCACAUGAUUGUAAACAGUAUUUCUGUGAUUAAUGACAUUGUCAGAAUCAGAAAAUUUACUUAUUUAUUAAUGUCAAAUGACAGAUUUGGCUGCUUUCAUUUCAAGGUGUAAAAUUUUGUCCCACUUGUAUGGAGAAAAAGUUUUAUUAAAACAUUUUAAUAAUUUUUCAAUAUGAAUAAAUGAAACUAAUCGUUUGCAUGAAACUCUAUGUAACAGCUAUGUCUUUUCUUGAUUAGUUCAAACUUGGGAAAAUCAGUAAUGAUUGUUGUAAAAUGCUGUGUUCAUUUUUUAAAAAAAAUUGUAUUCUGUUGCUCGUAAUUGUGUUCAGUUUUUAUUUUAUGCAUUAUGAAAAAAAGAAAACAACAUACCUAAAUAUGAAAGCAUUUCUCUUCCUUUCUACUUAAAAAAGUAAUAAUUUCAACAAAUUAUACUUGCUAUGCUAAGCAUGAAACAUGGAUAUUUUUCUUAGUAGCUGAAGCAAUUCAAUUUACUUUCUGGUCAUUAAGGAAGAAAAACAGCAAAACUCCACUGUACUUUAUACUAAUAUUUGCUAAUUAAUAAAAAGUACUUUAAUUAUAAUUAGUUUACUUCAUAGAAAGCAUUGGUUUGUAACUUCUUAGGUAAAUGGAAAAACUCUUCCAUUCCUUUUCUACCUGGAAAAAAAUAAAUAAAUAAAUAAAUUACUUGAGCAACUAAUCUUUUCAGACUUUUUUUUAACUACAGUCACUACUAUUUUUAACUUUAAUAAUGUGUUACUUUAAUAACUUUAAUAAUGUAAUUUAAUGUGUGGCUUUCCUUUUUAUUUACUAUUUAAAAUUCAGAUUAUUUUUAGUGGAAUAUUCCAAAAAUUGAUCCUCUAAGAACCAUUAAAUAUGUUUACAACAUUUGCAUAAUUAAUUGUGUAGGAUACAAAAGAAGAAAACUUAAUUAUGAAAUUCUUAUUAUAGCAUGGCAAAAUAAUCUGUUUAUUUUCACUGCCACGAAAGCUAUAUUUAUCAUAGCUUGAAGGGAGUUUAUAAAAUAAAUUAAAAAGAGAUGUGUUUUAAGCGAUUUGUUAAAAUUAUAUAGAUUAACAAAUUUUUUUCAUUCUAUCAUUCACAGUUAAUAAAAUUGUGGUUAAAAAAAGUCUGGAAAAUGUGUUUGUAUGUCAUUUGUUUUCUAAGAUUUCCAGUCUAUUCAUGUCAGUGGAUUCUACUUUAUGUAUAUUUGAAGGGUACCAUAUGGAGAUGGAAAAAUCUAAUAAAUAAUUACUUGUCAAGCUCAUUCUUGAUUUCGGAGUGGUGUAAAAUUGAACUUCUGUCUGAAGAUCUAUUUAAAAAAAAAAAAAAUCUUCAUUGAUAGGUUUUGGCAUCGAACAAAAAUUUUUUAUCAUGAAAUUUUGUCAAGUUAAAAAGAAAGUAAAUCUAAUUAUGCUUAAUUAAUGUAAAGGCAAAAUGCCCACUUUAAAUUUUAUUAGUUCUUUUAAUUGCUUUUUCUGCUGUCUGAAUGUUACAGCUGAUUAUAUUUGACAAACAGCAAAUAUGAUAAUUUUUUUAAUGUUAUCAUUAUAUCACUGAUUUACUUUUUUUAAUGGUUUAUUUCUUAGCCAUUAUCAUUCAAAAAUUUUAUUUACCUAGAUUGUCUGAAUAGCAGUGAAGCACUUAAUUAAAAUUAAACUAGCUAAAUUUAUAUUAUAUUGAAAAAUUAUAUAAUAUUUCUGGAGGUAAAUGUCGCAUCAGACCAGAAUUGGGAAUACUCAAUUUUAUGAAAUUAAAAAUGAUUGUACUGUAAUAUAGAUUAUUACAAUCUUACUAUAUCUUGCAUAACACAUAUUCUUAUUGCACUCUGAUCUUAUUUUUAUAAUAUAAUGAGUAAAUUGUUAUUUGAGCAAUUAAAAUCUUCUAAGAGUUUAAUAUAUUACUUGCAAAAGAUAGGUUUCAUAAAUUUCAUUUUAAAGUUAUAUUAUUGCUGUUGUCUUUUAUUACUCAGUAUGAAAUAGGCUUCCACUUAUUCAAAAAGCCAAAAAUACAGCCGAUUUUAGCUGUGCCAUCUCCAUACUUUCAGUCUAAUUUUCAUGUUAGAAUGGCUGCUCUAAAACAGCUUUCAGAAGUAAAACGUUUUUUGAAUAUGUAGAUUUUUAGGGGGGCGAUGAGUAAUUUCAUUGCUUUAAAAAUAGUAUUUACUGUGAGGUUAGAAAUGCAGCUCUCUUUUGGAACUGUUUUCUUGUAAAAUCUAUGAGAAUAAAAUUGAUGUAGAAAGUGAAUGGUUGUAAAUUUCAGCAUUUUUGAAGUUGUAGUGUGUAAUGAAAAUUUCAUUAGAUUUGCAUUAUAACUUAAUUUAUAUCUUAGUGCUGUGAUAAAUAUCUGAGAAAAAGUAUUUAUAUGAUUUCUUCAAACUUGAAAGCUAUCACUGUUUGAAUGAAAACUGCUUGUCAGCAUGAUUUAAAUUACUGCAUUAUGUUUAUCUUAUAACUUUUCAAGUGGUAUGAAAACAUAGUUAUUGCUAUUUUUCACUAUGUUGUUUGAUUCCUAGAAGAAUCUACCAAAAUAAUGUUUGCACAGAAGGGAAAACAGUUUUUCUGUAUGCAAAAUUUGCUAAGGCAAAACAAAAAAGAAAAAAAAAAAAAAAAGAUAUUGCUAUCACGUUGACGACCGGAACGAACCAUUGACUAUGUUAAUGUUUUCUGUGUUUAUCUCUUUUAUCCCAUUAUGUUAUAAUUUCUUCUAUGUUUUAAACAGUCAUCCUUAUAUGAUAUUUGUUUUGCUGUUUGAAAAGAAUUUGUUCAUAUCAGCUUAGCAUCACAUAUUCUAUGCCAUCAAUUGUUGUCUGUUUUAAUGUUAAGUAUCAUUCCAACUUCAAUAUUAUGUUAUGUAGUGGUUUAGGCUCAUAAAAAUUAUAACAAAUCAAUAUUCAUAUAUUUUCAAGUUCCUUAUUUAUCAAAUGCAUAUAUACAUAUUAUAUAUAUAUUCAAAUGCUUUUAAAAUUUCAUGCGCUUUAAUAGGGAGGGAAAAUAAAACCUGACUGUGUAUUCAGCUGUUAUUUUGAACAUUAAUAUAGGUAUGCGCUUUGCGAAAUAAAUUUUUAUUUAUAUAAUAUUCCUUCACAUUAAUUAUUUAAAGUUCCUUUUUUGGGUUUCGAUUGAUAUUUCAAUUGAAUGGUUUGAAGGCUAAUAAUACCAGAAAUAUCUAGUCUUAGUUUUGUAUUCAUUUAAAAUAAUAAGAGAAAUAAAAUAUCAAAGGUCUGUAUGUAUAGAUAGCUAUUGAUUUUAUUAUAUAUAAAUACUACUGAGUUUAAAAAAUGGCUAGAAUUAUGUCGUGAAAAAAAACUUGGACAUGGAAUGAUGCAUUUUGUAUGGUAGAAAUUUUCUCAAGUUAGAAAAAUCUAAAUAUUAGAAAAGCAAAUUGUGUGCAGUUGAAUUUGUGUAUGUUCAAAUUUAGUUUUUAUUCAUUUUGUAAUGUGCAUUUGUUACAGUUUUAAUACUUUUAUUGAUAUAAUUAAAUAUGUAGCAUAUUAUUAUGAGUAAGUGUACUUAAUAGAGUAUUAGAGAAUAUAUAAGAAAUUUAUAUUUCUCCGAUAUUUUAAAAAUGCUUCCUUCUUUUAAAGAUCUUUUGGGUGCAUCUAAAAUCACAUUUCAUUUAUUUACUUUAAAUUGUAAUUUAAUUUUUAAUUAUGGCAUUAUAUUUAACUUGAGAUUUGUUAUGAGUCCUUUGGAUUUAUGCACAUUAAUGGAAUUUGAUACUGAUGUGUAUAUACAUAUUUUAAUUUAGGAGGAAUAUUUUCAAACAUUUCUUUGUGAAAUAAGAAUUUAUUGCUAUUUCAUCAUCUGAAUUUCAUUGCCUUAAUUUAUGCUCCUAAAAUAAAUUAUCUCAGAGCAAAGCUUGAUAAUUUUUAAUAAAGACUAAGAAUAUUGCAGAAACAAAGUUUUUGAUAAAAUUUGUAGUCUUUAAAAGGAAAGGUAGUACUUAAUUUCUUCCUUAGUUCCUCAAUGAAGUUUUUAUUGUUAGAAAAUUUCAGUGCAAUUUUUUUUUUAAUGCAUUUAAGAUUAAGUCCUCAGAAUCUUUACUUUGUUCUGGAGAAUAUAUUGCUACUAAUUCCGUGUCUUUUGGAUAUUAAAUUGCUGCAUAGAAGAAUGUGUCUAAUGAAUGAUUUUUCCCAAAUAAAAUAAUAGUCUAAGAAAAGAUCUUAUCAGUAGAGAAUCAUUUUUUUAAUUACCACAGCAAGUUAUUUUUAAUAGUAUUCUUUAAAUUAUUUAUUUUUUUAUAAAAUACCCAGGGUGUGUUAUGGGUAAGAAGGUGAUUUAUGAUAAAUAACCUGUGGUUUAAAAUAAAUAUUAUAGUUUUAGUGCACAAAUUAAAAGAUUUUUAUUGAAAAAAUAUUAACCAGACUGGUUCUAAAUGGGUGUUAUUUUAUAUGCACUCCACUACUUAGCUUUUCAAAUGUUGCAAGCAUCAUUUGUUUGGUUCUGUUGAAUAAAUUUAUCAAUAAAAACCUUUUCACAAAAACUAGUUAAUAUUGAAUAUUUCAGAUAUUACUUUUGAAGUAAUAAUUCUUUUUAUACUUACUACUAAUGUUUCCCAUGGGUUUAAAUGCAGUGUUAAGAAAUUUAAUUGUAAACUCUAUUAUUUAUAAUUCGUGGGUGUAAGGCAUUUAAUUUUAAAGGAGUAAGUCUUUAUUAUGAUUUAUGUAUGCAGAAGUAUGAAAAUUUAUGCAUAAGUGUUUUUAUAUAUAAUUUCAAUUAAAAAAAAAAAAAAAAAAAAACUAAAUUUUACCAUUGCACAGUAGCAGUUUUAGCACAAGGAAAAAAAUUCUGCAUUUAAACCCUAUUUUAACUUAUUUGUGAUAUGACAUAGAAAUUAUUUUAUAUUUUUUAGAUCAUUUUAUGUUUCAUCCAACAUAAUUUCUGGAUGUAUGUUGUCUGAGCAUAAAAUAUUCAACAGAAUUUUUCUGAAUUUGUAAGGUUGCUUGAGCAAUUAUAGAGUUAAAUAUCACUCCUAUUUAUAUUUUUGGCAGAAUAUCUAUAUAUGUGAUGUAUUUUAGAGAAUAUAUAUAUAUUGCUUAUUCCAAAGAAUGGUGGUAAGAGCAAAAAUUGGUAAUUCAUUUAAAAAUGUGACCUGUAAAUGUAUAAGUAAUUUUUUUAAUUAAUGCUAUUAAAUGAGUUUUCAGUUGAAGUGGCAAUCGAAUUACCUGUUUUAGUUCUGUGGUAGAUUUCAUGGCAGAAGCAGCAUUUACAACUUAUAAUUUUUUGGGAAUCUCAAUGAAGUGAUCUUUAUACGAGUUUACCACAAAUGUAAUCCAGUAUGAAUAGAAUAUUAUCAUACACUUUAUGUGCUUCUGAGUUACUUUAGCUGAACAAUGUACUAUUUGUUGUUGGCAGUAAAGCAACAAGAAUCAGUGUAAUAUUCAUAAAUUUCCAGGACCAGUGAAUGUUGUAUAUUUAAACCUUCCGGAGUAAUCAUGAAAAUUUAUGAAUAUUAUGCUGAUUCUUGUUGCUUUAACUCCUCCAAUAAUCAUUAUCCAGCAUGCUAUUUUAACUCAGAAAUGUAUUAUUUAUCUGAAAUAUAUCAUCAAGUCUUUGAAUUACCAUAGAAAACUGUUAAUAUUUUGCAUUUAUUUGAGUGCUUAACGAUGUAUAAACAGUCAGGUUUGCAUAGCACAUAACAAAGUUUUUGUUUAUGACUUCUGGCUGUUGACAUAUCAAGUGCCAUUACCAGCUUUGCUGGUUGCAAGUAAACUCCAAGAAAAUGUUUGUUAUGCCCAGCAUUCCGCAUUAUUUCAGGGCUCAAAUGGUUGUCUUAAUGCAAAGUACAAUUGUAAUGUUGAUGCAAGUAGAGUUGAGUGUGAACUUCUUGGGAUACUGUUUAAAACCUGAAAUCUUGAUCAUAAUGUGAUCUUAACAACUGUAAAGAAUAAUAACUUAAUCUGAUUUUUUUUUAACUGGCAUUUUUUUCUUUUCUGAAUAGUCUCUGUAUUGGGAUAUCAAACUAUCCUGUGAUUUGAUACUUAUUAAAGCCAGUUUUUUUUUUUUUUUUUUUUUUUUUUUUUUUUUUUUUUUUUUUGUUGUUUGUUUGUUUUAUGUAUACAUGUAUGCAGUUGCUUUUGUAAUUUUCUUCAAGAUUUCAGGUUAAGUGUCCUGAGGGGUGUUUGUGUUUGAUUUGUUUUAUGCAUUGUUGAUGUAUAUUGGUUUGUGUGCCUGAGUCCUCAAGGAUGGCCAUGUUUCUUCAUAGAAUGUGUAUUGGAUGAAAAAUAAAUGACCUGUUGCAUGCA
Stegodyphus dumicola is the source of this 8610-nucleotide messenger RNA. RefSeq names its product Suppressor of Triplolethal (gene Su(Tpl)). Gene Ontology annotation, cellular component: transcription elongation factor complex. Gene Ontology annotation, molecular function: cis-regulatory region sequence-specific DNA binding. Lineage: Eukaryota; Metazoa; Arthropoda; Arachnida; Araneae; Eresidae. Gene Ontology annotation, biological process: snRNA transcription by RNA polymerase II; positive regulation of transcription elongation by RNA polymerase II; transcription elongation by RNA polymerase II. The record is from RefSeq and is a predicted model, not a curated record.